Scomber japonicus (chub mackerel) is the source of this 2017-nucleotide messenger RNA. RefSeq names its product family with sequence similarity 8 member A1a (gene fam8a1a). Lineage: Eukaryota; Metazoa; Chordata; Actinopteri; Scombriformes; Scombridae. The record is from RefSeq and is a predicted model, not a curated record. The transcript has 5 exons. The coding region runs from base 57 to 1001 and encodes 314 amino acids.
GCAUUUAAAGCAGAUUUACCUGACAAAUUAGGGAAAGUCUGUGUAGUAGGUCAGACAUGAUGGACAAGACAACAGGUGACAAGCGUCGUUGGCCUGAAAAGGAUGCUAAGCAUCCUCCGAGUACCGCUACCACGGAAUACUGCGCCAAGUUGCAACAGUGGAUGUGGCAGUAUUACUGGGGAUAUGCCGGUUGGCAGAGCUGGGUGACUCUGUCAGCUUUCCCCUUUCCUCCUCCGUGUAGUUUCCCUCCGCCGGGGACAAGCGCUCAGACACCAGGUUCACCUGCCUCGACUUCCGGGGCUGGGCAGCAAGCUUUCGACUCACGUAACUGGUACAGCCACCCGUAUCCUUUUAGUUUCCCUGCAUCCUUCCCUCAUCCUGGUGCCCCCCAGACGGAGCAGAGCACAGCCGCGACUCCAGCUACUGAUGCCCGGACAACCCAGCAGCAGAAUGGGAAUCCACCUCAGCCAGGACGGGAAUACACCAUCCCCUCUCCUCUUCAGCGGUUCCUGGCUGAGACAGUGGACUUCUUCAUCUUGUUUUGUGUGAAGGCCACCAUUGUGCUGUGGAUCAUGCAUCUGAGUGGGAUGAAGGACAUUGCCAAAUUCAUAACCCACUUCAUUGUGGAGGAGAUAGAUGAGAACACGUCCAUGGAGGACCUGCAGAAGAUGAUGGCUGUGGCUCUGGUCUACAGGGUGCUAGUGUGUGUGUAUGAGAUCAUCUGUAUCUGGGGCGCUGGUGGCGCCACACCAGGGAAGUUUCUGCUUGGCCUGCGGGUGGUGACCUGUGACACAUCCACUUUGGUCCGACCUAACCGUGUCCUUGUGGUCCCAGCAUCGAACGUCACCCUGUCUGCCUCUACUGUGCGGGCACUGAAUAAGAACUUCUCCAUCGCCUUCCUUUUUCCUGUCUUCAUCACUCUGCUCUUCUUCCAGCACAACAGGACUGUGUAUGACAUUGUGGCAGGGACAAUUGUUGUCCAGCGCAGAGGGGGCAGAUAGCCUUUUCUCCAGCAGCAGACUCUUAUAUGCAGUGGGAAUGAUGAUGCAUGGCAGGCCUAUGGGUACUGAGUGUCCAACAAUUUGAACUUAAAUCGGUCACAAAUGAACAGGCUUUGAAAACAGCAACGCACUGGCCCAUUUCUUCACAAAAUCAAACUCUAGUUUGAAUUGCACUUUAAAAUGGGAUGCAUACAGCACAGGUUUAAACAAAGUACGGUGGAAUUAAAAGAAUCAAACCUUACAUUUUUGAGUGUAAGGUAUUUGUUUUAAACCACUGAACCAACAAAAAUUCCUCUUAAGUAUUGUGAGUUUUGAUAAUUGCAAAGUGUGUUAAGCUGAAAAAGGUGCUGACUGAUGUUAUCGGGAGACUAAGGAAGAACUUCUCCACAUAUGAUGUGAAUCUUAAUAUGUAAGUUACAUUUUAAAAAUAUAUAAUUUUGCCUACUCAUAGUCUCUUUUGGUACCACUUUUUGGUACCAGAAAAAAACUUUGGUCCACAUAGCAAUACACUUUGACAGAGACUGGUUCAUUUUUCUACAGAAACUAAAGCCAUCAGAAUCUACACGUGAGCUGGGUAAGCAGGGUUUUAAAUGAUUAGGACUUGUACUUCACAGCAUUUUCUUAUAGGAAUUGUUCUUUUGGUGAAUCAAGUUUUUGGUUUGCUAAUACUUUUUGUGUUACAUUGUGAUUUUUCUUAAGCACUCAGACUAAAGAAAAUGAAUGCCAGGCUUAUUCGUUUCUAUUCUUUGUGCCUAUGGAUAUUUUGAUGAAGAAGUAUUGUUUGAAUAUCUUUCUGCCAUGGUGAAAAGUAACAAUAUGAGGCACGAACACUGGAAACUGUGUUUAUGAAUUCUCCAUUGAUAUUUUUUUGUCAUCAGACUUGUCAUUUUUGUGACUCAGGGCAGCUGAUUAGCAUAACAAAACUGUCUCAGAUGUAUCAUUUAAUGCCACUGCUCUUGUCAGAUUUUCACUGAUUAACAAUGAAAAGCUCUUGUCUUCUUGUAUUAAAUAUUAGU